CCAAAAAAGUUGCCACUUUACUUAGAGCACCGUUGGGAGGAGGAGAAUCUUGACGUCUAAGGUAGGAGACGUUAGGUCAGCUGCAACUGCCAGGUUUAGGUAAUUUUGACCCAUAAACGAUGGAAAGGCCACCCUCUCUCUCUCCAACGCAACCGCGACGGCACCGUUUAGACCAAUCACCUAGGGUUUCACACAUGGAAAUUCAACCGCCGCUGCCCUCCGACGACACCUCCACAGUCUGGGAUUGGGGAGAUCUCUUGGAUUUCACCGUUGACGACGACUUGUCCAUCUCGUGGGGCUCCGCCGAGAAUCCGGACCCCGAGGUCGGCCCGGCCCCGGAAAGACCGCCGGAGGAUCCGAAUCUCAAUUCGAGUCGGAUAAGGAAGCGGGACCCGAGACUGGCUUGCUCCAACUUCUUGGCGGGUCAUAUCCCCUGUGCGUGCCCCGAGGUCGACGCGAGGAUGAUGGAGCUGGAAGAGGAGGAAGCCGGGCACGGGAAGAAGCGGGUUAAGACUGGUCGGGCCCCAACCGGGACGGCGCGGUGUCAGGUCCCGUCUUGCGGGGUCGAUAUCAAGGAGCUGAAGGGGUAUCAUCGGAGGCACAGAGUGUGCCUUGCGUGUGCAAAUGCGAUCACUGUUGUUAUCGACGGUGAGACCAAGCGUUAUUGUCAGCAGUGUGGCAAGUUCCAUGUCUUACCAGACUUUGAUGAAGGUAAGCGGAGUUGUCGAAGAAAAUUAGAGCGUCAUAAUAACAGACGGCGAAGGAAAGCUAGUGAUUAUAAAGGAGCAAGUGGAAAGGAAUCACAAAAGGAAAAUCAAACUGAAGAGACCAAUUUUGAUGGUGGAGCAACAGAAGACAGUCUACAGUUAAGUAGUCAGCUGAAUGAGAAGGAAGAAUUGCUGGAGUCUGAAGGUGGGCGAACUCUUAUCCUCUGUUCAGUGCCUGAAUCCCAGAAUGUCCAUAGUGACAGUGUUGUAUCAGUUAUGGCUUCUGGUGAAACCCAAAAGGAUGCAAGAAAACAUGAUUCUAACAACUCUCUUUCUCCGCCUAAUUGCGACAACAAAAGCUACUCAUCUAUGUGUCCAACAGGUCGUAUAUCAUUCAAGCUCUAUGAUUGGAAUCCAGCAGAAUUUCCUAGAAGACUCCGGCACCAAAUCUUCCAAUGGUUGGCCAAUAUGCCGGUUGAGUUGGAGGGAUAUAUCCGCCCCGGAUGUACUAUCUUGACUGUUUUUAUUGCAAUGCCCAAGUUUAUGUGGAUGAAGUUGCUUGAAGAUCCUGUAUCAUACAUACAUGAGUUUGUUGCUGUACCUGGGAAAAUGCUAUCCGGGAGAGGCAAUAUACUUAUUUAUCUAAACGACAUGAUUUUCCGUAUUGUAAAAGAUGGGACUUCUGUAAUAAAGAAAAAAGUGGAGGUGCGAGCCCCAAGGCUUCAUUACGUUCAUCCUACAUUUUUUGAGGCUGGCAAACCCAUGGAGUUUGUUGCCUGUGGAAGUAAUUUAUUACAACCCAAAUUUCGGUUUCUGGUAUCCUUCUCCGGAAAGUAUCUGGCCUAUAAUUAUUCUCCUCCAUCUUCUCAUAGUCAGAUUGAAGGGGACACUGCUAGUAAUUUAGACCAUCAAUUGUGCAAGAUACAGGUCCCUCAAACUGACGCAGAUUGUUUUGGUCCUGCAUUUAUUGAGAUUGAGAAUGAAUCUGGCUUAUCCAACUUUAUCCCGGUACUCAUUGGGGACAAAGAGGUUUGUGCAGAAAUGAAGACUGUUCAGAAUAGAUAUGAAGAAUCUUUCUCUUCGCAAGGAUUACACUGUUCUUUCAGUGGUUCUCUUUCAAACUCCUGUGAAGCAUCUUCACUGAGGCACACAGCAUUUUCUGAAGUUAUUUUAGAUAUAGCAUGGUUAUUAAAACAGCCCUCGUCAGAAAACUUUCAACAGAUCAUGACUGCUUCACAGAUUCAAAGAUUCAACUAUCUAUUUAACUUUCUGAUAUCCAUCAAAUCAACAACCAUAUUGGAUAAAGUUCUACAAAAUCUGGAGAUUCUGAUGGCUAAAAUGGAGUUGAACAGUGCAAUUAAUGGCAGCACUGACGCAGAUAUGAGGCUAUUGCAGAAUUACAUGAAUUAUACCCGUGAUCUUCUUUGUAAAAAAUUCGAAAGCUCUGUAAGGUUGGUGAAAAAAGAGGAUCUUGUCUCACAAAGUCAAACCUGCUUUCAGAAUGAUGGAAAAUUGGUUGCUCCAUUCUACUGCCAGGAUACGGAGAUAACUGUAGAUGGUAGGCUGGGUGUGAUUGUGGGUUCAACUUCUGACGAGAGAAGUGAAACUGUUCCGCUUUUAAGUAAAAAGGCAGUUGGUAAAGCUAACCUCACCAAGGAAUUGCCUAGUGUGGUUAAGUGUUACACUUCUGGGGAGGUCUUAAGGUCUCGCUCUGGUGGGAUGUUCUUGAGAUUUCGCCCUACGCUUCUCGUAAUAUCUGCUACAGCUAUCUGUGUUGGAUUUUGUGCAGUCCUCAUCCAUCCUCACAAGGUUGGCGAGUUUGCAGUAACGAUUCGCAGAUGUUUAUUUGACAAACUUUAGAUGUUUAGGCAUUUUUUUUCUUCGCCCUUUAAUGUAUUUCGCAGCCCCUAAAUCUUCUGUACAUAUUAUCUCCACUGUACACAACUUUCUAACACUAGAUUAAGACAAGCCGCUAAAAAGUUAUAUUGUCACCGUUGUAGUUCUUGCUGGAAUCGGAAAUUCCGGAUGCGCUUUUGGGCGAUGUUUGCCCACGGCGUUUGAGAUGGUUAUAAUUCUUUUCGCAAAUGAAGCUUUUGCUCGUAAUUUUGCUGUAAUGUCUAAAGACAGGUUGCAUGUUGGGCGUUAAUGACAAAACCUGGUUUCCAA
This is a messenger RNA of Pyrus x bretschneideri (Chinese white pear), 2873 nucleotides long. Its product is annotated as squamosa promoter-binding-like protein 7. Gene Ontology annotation, molecular function: DNA binding. The record is from RefSeq and is a predicted model, not a curated record. Gene Ontology annotation, cellular component: nucleus. The transcript has 10 exons. Bases 120 to 2567 code for a protein of 815 amino acids. Lineage: Eukaryota; Viridiplantae; Streptophyta; Magnoliopsida; Rosales; Rosaceae.